Molecule: messenger RNA, 237 nt
Organism: Phytophthora nicotianae INRA-310
Lineage: Eukaryota; Oomycota; Peronosporomycetes; Peronosporales; Peronosporaceae
Exons: 3
Coding region: 1-237 (78 amino acids)
Source: RefSeq, a predicted model, not a curated record
AUGUGGAGGCUGAGACGUGUGGCUAUCGUUUAUACUCGUCAUGCACUCUCGGUUAGAGACAAGCUGGACCUCUUUGGCCACACUCGCCUUGCGUACCGUGGUCGAAACAAGUAUCUCCCGGCCCCGGUAAACGCUUUUGAGUACACCGUCGAGCUCUACGUAAAAGAAAGGCUGGAGCUACAGCGCGUAGCCGUGGAUGAGGUUGCAGCUCAGCAACAGCACCACGCGAUCGAGUAG